Trichomonas vaginalis G3 is the source of this 1218-nucleotide messenger RNA. RefSeq lists its product as uncharacterized. The record is from RefSeq and is a predicted model, not a curated record. The coding region runs from base 1 to 1218 and encodes 405 amino acids. Lineage: Eukaryota; Parabasalia; Trichomonadida; Trichomonadidae. The transcript has a single exon.
AUGAUCGCUAUCUUCGUUUAUUUGAGUUCAUCCAUUGUUGUUAACGAGCCUGGUUACUAUGAACACGAAAUGGAAGAUACAUUUGCACUUGAUUUUAAUUUUUCGAAUACAGAGCAAUAUGAUUAUUUUUUUAUUCCCGAAAAUGAUAAGAUUUUGAAAAUUGAUGGGCAGCCCAUGAAACAAAUCAUUGAAGCUAAGGGAAAUCAUACAAUUAGUCUUAUUGGUUACGCACUUCUUUUCAGAUAUUCUGUCAUGCAAAUCAGUAAGCAUUGUUUCACAUUUGAUUUUAUUUACAAACCAGAUGCAGGUGAUAAAUAUAUUUACGAACUACCGGAUUUAGAAAAGAACAAAUCAUAUUGUUCAAUAUUUUACAGUAAUACUAACAUGUCUAUUGUAGCAAACAUGACAAAAGAGACUAAUACAGAUCAUCGCCUAAAUAUAUAUGAUGGAUACUCGAUGAAAUCUUUUCAUCAGGAAACUCUUACUUCAGAUACAGUUUUAAGCAAGAAUUACUAUACACCAUUUCUUAUUGUUGAAUACAUUACGUCAACAGACCCAAUAAAUCCAGGUAGUAAAGCUGGAGUUACAAUAUUAUCUCCAAAAAGCAAUACAAGAUUACUAUUUUCGCUAUCGAACACUUGUCAUUACUUCCAAAGCAUGGUAGAGCUUGAUUUUGGCGCAGGGUAUGAAGUUGUUUUUUACCAUGGAGAUAGAACUCUAAAUGUAUCACAUACAUUGAAGGUCUUUCCAGUAAUUAAGAACAGAUACAUUAUUUUCUACAACUUUACAGAAGAUGUUCAGGCCACGGCUGUUGUUGGAGACACAAAACUUAAUUUUCUCGGUGACACCGGAAUUGUCGGAGUUUCUUUCUUAGGAACAGGUUAUGUUACGAUCAUGUGUACUUCAAAUGCAUCACGAUUGGUCUAUUAUACAGUAUUCAACAACGUUUCGCUACCUAAAUGUGAUACUACUUUAACAAUCGCAGGAAAACAGAAUUACGAAACGAAAUUCAGGAAGGGCACAAAUGUUUGUGUUUAUUCAGUUGUUGGAACAACCCAAAUGAAGAAUCCUCCGAAGAAAUAUGAAUCAUUUUUGACUUCAGGAAAAGAAGUUUCGCCUAUUUCUAAGGAUAAUAUCGACAGCUUCCCAGAUCCGUGUCAAAUGAGUUUCUAUGAUUCAUUAAAUGACAUUAAUUUCCGCUUUUUGUGUUGUGCAUGA